CCGAGUGGGGGGCGGCGGCCAGCAUGCGGGCCCGCAGCGCCCUGCCCCGCAGCGCCCUGCCCCGCUUGCUGCUGCCACUGCUGCUGCUGCCAGCCGCCGGGCCGGCCCAGUUUCACGGGGAGAAGGGCAUCUCCAUCCCGGACCACGGCUUCUGCCAGCCCAUCUCCAUCCCGCUGUGCACGGACAUCGCCUACAACCAGACCAUCAUGCCCAACCUUCUUGGCCACACGAACCAGGAGGACGCGGGUCUGGAGGUGCACCAGUUCUACCCGCUGGUGAAGGUGCAGUGCUCGCCCGAGCUGCGCUUCUUCCUGUGCUCCAUGUACGCUCCGGUGUGCACAGUGCUGGAGCAGGCCAUCCCGCCGUGCCGCUCCAUCUGCGAGCGAGCGCGCCAAGGCUGCGAGGCGCUCAUGAACAAGUUCGGCUUCCAGUGGCCCGAGCGCCUCCGCUGCGAGCAUUUCCCGCGUCAUGGCGCGGAGCAGAUCUGCGUGGGGCAAAACCACUCCGAGGACGGAGCUCCUGCGCUACUCACCACCGCGCCGCCUUCCGGGCUGCAGCCCGGCGCGGGUGGCACCCCGGGCGGCCCUGGCGGCGGUGGCGUGCCCCCACGCUACGCCACUCUGGAGCACCCUUUCCACUGCCCCCGCGUCCUCAAGGUGCCGUCCUAUCUCAGCUAUAAGUUUCUAGGUGAGCGUGAUUGUGCAGCGCCCUGCGAGCCCGCACGGCCCGACGGCUCCAUGUUCUUCUCGCAGGAGGAGACGCGUUUUGCCCGUCUCUGGAUCCUCACCUGGUCGGUGCUGUGCUGCGCUUCCACGUUCUUCACGGUCACCACCUACUUAGUGGACAUGCAGCGCUUCCGCUACCCAGAGCGGCCCAUCAUCUUCCUGUCCGGCUGCUACACCAUGGUGUCGGUGGCCUACAUCGCGGGCUUCGUGCUCCAGGAGCGCGUGGUGUGCAAUGAGCGCUUCUCUGAGGACGGUUACCGCACGGUGGUGCAGGGAACCAAGAAAGAGGGCUGCACUAUACUCUUCAUGAUGCUGUACUUCUUCAGCAUGGCCAGCUCCAUCUGGUGGGUGAUUCUCUCCCUCACCUGGUUCCUGGCAGCCGGUAUGAAGUGGGGCCACGAGGCCAUCGAGGCCAAUUCGCAGUACUUCCACCUGGCCGCCUGGGCCGUGCCGGCCGUCAAAACCAUCACCAUCCUGGCCAUGGGCCAGAUCGACGGCGACCUGCUGAGCGGCGUGUGCUUCGUGGGCCUCAACAGCCUGGACCCGCUGCGGGGCUUCGUGCUGGCGCCGCUCUUCGUGUACCUGUUCAUCGGCACCUCCUUCCUGCUGGCCGGCUUCGUGUCGCUCUUCCGCAUCCGCACCAUCAUGAAGCACGACGGCACCAAGACCGAGAAGCUGGAGAGGCUCAUGGUGCGCAUCGGCGUCUUCUCGGUGCUCUACACGGUCCCGGCCACCAUCGUCAUCGCCUGCUACUUCUACGAGCAGGCCUUCCGCGAGCACUGGGAGCGCUCGUGGGUAAGCCAGCACUGCAAGAGCCUGGCCAUCCCGUGCCCGGCCCACUACACGCCGCGCAUGUCGCCCGACUUCACAGUCUACAUGAUCAAAUACCUCAUGACGCUCAUCGUGGGCAUCACGUCGGGCUUCUGGAUCUGGUCCGGCAAGACGCUGCACUCGUGGAGGAAGUUUUACACGCGUCUCACCAACAGCCGGCACGGCGAGACCACCGUGUGAAGCGGCCUCGCCUGGUGGGCACCCCCUCCCUCCCCCAGGGCCGGACCGCGUGGUGCCCUCCUUCACUCGGGAGGGGGUGCGCCCUAUGGACUCCUAUUUUAUUUUUUUAAAUAAAGAACAGUAAAAACCAUCUUAUUUUAGGUCGCUUUUUAAAAAGAACUCUGUCCAACACCCCUACCAGGUUUGUAAUUAAAACUGUAAAUAGU
Molecule: messenger RNA, 1942 nt
Organism: Peromyscus eremicus (cactus mouse)
Lineage: Eukaryota; Metazoa; Chordata; Mammalia; Rodentia; Cricetidae
Gene: Fzd2
Product: frizzled class receptor 2
Exons: 1
Coding region: 24-1736 (570 amino acids)
Biological process (GO): non-canonical Wnt signaling pathway; canonical Wnt signaling pathway
Cellular component (GO): plasma membrane
Molecular function (GO): Wnt-protein binding; Wnt receptor activity
Source: RefSeq, a predicted model, not a curated record